CACGAGAGCUUGUGCAAGAAGCACUUCCUAAUCUAUGCGAGUUGCUUGAGACGCAACGACAACGACAACGGCAAGUGUCGCUUAGAGGCUAAAGAUUAUUUGGGCUGUCGCAUGGACAACAAUCUUAUGGAAAAAACAGAAUGGGAGAAACUGGGAUUUUCACAAAAGACGCUGCCCAAGGAGCAGCAUCAGCCUCAACAACAACAACAAUAAAGCCAGAACGCAAUGUGAUCAUUGCAGCAACGGGAAGUGUUGCUACCAUAAAACUAGUUCAAUUAAUAUCCGAACUAAGUAAUGAACAGCUGGAAUACAAAUUUAACAUCAAAGUCAUUAUUACGGAACAUGCUAAGCACUUUUUUGAACUGGAACAAAUGCCGGAGAACGUUCCCAUCUUACACAACCGCGACGAGUGGCUUACUUGGAAUAAGCGUGGUGACCCUGUGCUCCAUAUUGAGCUAGGCAAGUGGGCAGAUAUGCUCUUGAUAGCACCGCUCAGCGCCAAUUCUCUGGCGAAGAUUGCCACCGGUAUAUGCGAUAACCUGGUGAUGUGUGUUGUACGCGCUUGGGACCUUAAGAAGCCUCUCCUGUUCGCUCCAGCAAUGAACACUCGCAUGUACGAUCAUCCCAUAACUCGAGAACAGAUCGACAGGUUAAUCAGCUGGGGCUACACGGAGAUUCCCUGCAUUUCAAAGACCCUAAUGUGUGGCGACACCGGUAAUGGGGCGAUGUCAGAGGUAGCCACCAUUGUAAAGAGUGUUGUUGCUGCCUUUUUGUUGUCGGUGUAAAUACUUUAUAAUAAUUAUUAACAAAUAAAUUAUGGUACUCUCCAAGAGUAGUGAUUAACUUA
This is a messenger RNA of Drosophila albomicans, 847 nucleotides long. It is a transcript of the gene Ppcdc, whose product is annotated as phosphopantothenoylcysteine decarboxylase. Gene Ontology annotation, molecular function: FMN binding; phosphopantothenoylcysteine decarboxylase activity. Gene Ontology annotation, biological process: coenzyme A biosynthetic process. Gene Ontology annotation, cellular component: phosphopantothenoylcysteine decarboxylase complex. Bases 141 to 785 code for a protein of 214 amino acids. The record is from RefSeq and is a predicted model, not a curated record. Lineage: Eukaryota; Metazoa; Arthropoda; Insecta; Diptera; Drosophilidae. The transcript is spliced from 3 exons.